CCCGGGCCGACUCCCGAGCGCAAGCGGGCGGCCGGGCAGUGGUGCGGCGCGGGCUGGUGGGAAGCGUAUUCUGGGCACGGGGCGCCGGAUCAGGCCGGCAGUGCUGGGCAGCAGUAGUGGGAGGCCGCCUAAGGCCUCGCGCGGCGCCGCCCGUCGAGGGGCGGGCGGCGGCUGACCGACCGGGCCGUCGAAGGGCUCAGGAGGCCGGUGGGCCGGGCCGGGCCGCGCGGCGCAGCCAUGCCUGGCUUUACAUGCUGCGUGCCGGGCUGCUACAACAACUCGCAUCGGGACAAGGCACUGCACUUCUACACGUUUCCCAAGGACGCUGAGCUGCGGCGCCUCUGGCUCAAGAACGUGUCCCGUGCUGGCGUCAGUGGGUGCUUCUCCACUUUCCAGCCCACCACGGGUCACCGUCUCUGCAGCGUCCACUUCCAAGGCGGCCGCAAGACCUACACGGUGCGUGUCCCCACCAUCUUCCCACUGCGCGGCGUCAACGAGCGCAAAGUGGCACGGAGACCCGCGGGGGCCGCAGCCGCCCGCCGCAGGCAACAGCAGCAACAACAACAGCAGCAACAACAGUCUUCGCCCGCAGCUUCCACUGCCCAGACUGCUCAGCUGCAGCCGAACCUGGUGUCAGCCUCUGCAGCUGUGCUCCUCACCCUUCAGGCCGCAGUAGACAGCAGCCAGGCACCGGGAUCCGUGCCUCCAGCACCCACCACUCCCACUGGAGAAGACGUGAAGCCCAUCGAUCUGACGGUGCAAGUGGAGUUCGCGGCUGCAGAGGGCGCAGCCGCUGCCGCCGCAUCGGAAUUGGAAGCUGCUACCGCUGGGCUGGAGGCUGCCGAGUGCCCUAUGGGCCCCCAGCUGGUGGUAGUGGGGGAAGAGGGCUUCCCUGAUACUGGCUCCGACCACUCAUACUCCUUGUCGUCAGGCACCACGGAGGAGGAGCUCCUGCGGAAGCUGAACGAGCAGCGGGACAUCCUGGCGCUGAUGGAGGUGAAGAUGAAGGAGAUGAAGGGCAGCAUCCGCCACCUUCGUCUCACUGAGGCCAAGCUACGCGAAGAACUCCGCGAGAAGGAUCGGCUUCUGGCCAUGGCUGUUAUUCGCAAGAAGCACGGAAUGUGAAUGGGUCCUCCCUGCGGCUUGCGGGACUCCAUCUGCCCUGUCCGCCUAGGGGGAACUCUGGCCUCUGUGGCUCCCCUGUACUGCUGGGGCACUGGUUGACAGUACUGAAGCUUAGGGCAGCUGGAUUCUUUUGCUGGUGACCUGCACCCUCUUGUUUCUUCUUGAAGCAAAGGUCUAGGACCUCGGACUCUGCACUGGGGACACCAGCAAUUAUGACUUUGUCUACCCCCUUCCCACCUUCAUCUCCAGUUUAUGUUGCAGAUUCUGGUAAAGCAGAGGCUUCAGAUCCUCUGAACUUGAAAUUUCCCCUCUGUGGGAUGCCCAAAGACUAUGGGCUUGGGAGGAUAACACCUUGCAAUUGACCAGCAAUCAGAAACAAACUCUUGUGUGUGUAGUGAUAAGAGAUCCAAGUAACAUCAGUUCUUUUCCUGCUUUUUUCCUUUUUUCCUAGGUGCAGCCUGUGAUUCUGAGGGGACUGACAGGUCUGUGAAUUUGCCACCUAGGACCUCCCUUCCAAGGAGGCCAUCUAAUAAGGGAUAUAGGUGACAUGCUGAUGAAGAUCCAGCUUGCCAGAGACUUAGGUUUAUCCUGUUAUGUUUGCUACUGGUUACAAAUUCUAUUUUCUGUACAACUAGUCAGACUAAAGUUUUCACUGUGUUUGUUUGACAAAACGAAUUAAACAGAAAGUAAGGUUUU
Molecule: messenger RNA, 1821 nt
Organism: Condylura cristata (star-nosed mole)
Lineage: Eukaryota; Metazoa; Chordata; Mammalia; Eulipotyphla; Talpidae
Gene: THAP11
Product: THAP domain containing 11
Exons: 1
Coding region: 238-1125 (295 amino acids)
Biological process (GO): regulation of transcription by RNA polymerase II
Cellular component (GO): nucleoplasm
Molecular function (GO): RNA polymerase II cis-regulatory region sequence-specific DNA binding
Source: RefSeq, a predicted model, not a curated record